Paramecium tetraurelia is the source of this 758-nucleotide messenger RNA. RefSeq lists its product as uncharacterized. The transcript is spliced from 4 exons. Lineage: Eukaryota; Ciliophora; Oligohymenophorea; Peniculida; Parameciidae. The record is from RefSeq and is a predicted model, not a curated record.
AUGUCCGAGGAUGCUGAGUAGAGUUUUAGAGUUAAUGAGAUAAUUUGGGCGAAAGUCUUAGGCUGUAAAUCCAUGGUGGCCUGCUAAAGUAAUUAUACAAAAAUCAUCUUUUAGAUUGCUUCUAUUAUGAAUGUGAAUGGCAAGAAUGGAUAACACAGUGAGUACAGAGUUAAUUUUAUUGGAGACACUUCGCACGCCUAAUUGAGGUUCGAUAAAUUGAAAAAAUGGAAUCCUAAACCAAUACAAUAAGAAACUAAAAAGUUAAAAGAAUCAAUAGAUUUAGCUAAUAACUUGAUUGAAGCGUAAGAGAAAGCUUAAGAAAUUGAAUUGGGCAAUCUAAACGAGCAUAUUUUAAAGGGUCUAACUAUCAAAUUGAAUGAUCUUGUUUAUAACCAAAGAUCUAUAUCGGAUAUCAUUCAAGCCUUAAAUCUAAUAAGCGACAAUGAAAAGUUAACGAUAGUUAAACUAAAUUUGGGAUAAUAAUAUUUUGCAUUGUAUUAGAGCUUAAAGUAGGGGAAAGGAGAGAACCCCCUUUAACAAUCCCAAGAUUUUAUUGAUUAAUUGAAAGCGACCAUCGGUUUCUAAUUAUCAUAGGAAUUCUUGUCAAUUUAAAAAAAAUAAGAAAAGCCUACUCCUAACAGUGAUGACACUAAGGAAAUCACUGACUCUCCUGUAAAGAAAAGGAAAAUUGAAGAAAUCUCAAAAGAUGCACUUUGUAAUUAACAUUGAUUUUAUAUAUAAUUAUUUCUACGCAUUCG